Condylostylus longicornis is the source of this 2462-nucleotide messenger RNA. RefSeq lists its product as uncharacterized. The record is from RefSeq and is a predicted model, not a curated record. Lineage: Eukaryota; Metazoa; Arthropoda; Insecta; Diptera; Dolichopodidae. The coding region runs from base 307 to 1929 and encodes 540 amino acids. The transcript has 5 exons.
CAACUUAAUAAUUAAUCAUUAAUUUAACUUAUAUUUUAAUCUACUUACUUUGAGUAGAUUAUUACAAUAAAUGUUCAGAAAUUGUGAAUGAAAAUUAAAGAAAACAAAAAAAAAAAAACAAAUUAAUUUUAUUAAAUAUUUUUGUUAUUUAAAUAAAAUUAAUUUUGAAUUAAUAUUUAAAAUAAAUAAAAUAUAAUAUUAAUUAAUUAAUAAAAUAAUAAUAAAAAUUCAACAACAAUUAAAAAAACAUCAAAAUCAUUAAAAUUUUUUAAGGUUUUUUAUUUAUCUUGUUAUACAUAAAAUAAAAUGAGGCAAAUUGGAAACGAGCUAACAACAACUAAUGCUGAAGAAAAAAGAUGUUGUUCUUCUUCCACUACUUCUAUAACUACUACUACUACUACUACCACUACUAGUACUUCUGGUGGUAUCGAUUCAACUAUAGAAUCAAAUCGUAUCAAUUUAAAUUUUUUAAGUUUAUUAAGUAAUUGGGGUAUCAAACAAUUUUGCUGGGUUUUAAGUAUAUUCAACUUUUCAUUUGAUUGGCUUUAUCCUUUAUAUGAUGAUAAUCAACAUUAUAUUCAGUUUUCGUCGUUGUCAUCAUCACCAUUGCCGUCAGCGUCAACUCAAUCUGACGAUCCUCUAAAACGAAUUCAAGAUGAAAUCAAUGAAGUGGCUCGACGUGAACGUGAGUUACGUGAAAAAACACAACGACAACAACAACAAUUAAAAAUUCAACAGCAACAACAACAACAACAACAAAUAUUACAAAAUAAUAAUGAACAUAAUAAUAUUAAUUCAACAACAAAUCAUAUUCAACAUUUAAAUAAUCAUAAUGGAAUAAAUGGUACAUUAAAUAACACCAAUAAUACAAUUUCAUUAAAUUCAACAAUAUCAUUAAAUGAUGAAUCAUCAUCCAAUAAUACAUCAAUAUCACCAAUAAUUACAAAUAGUAAAGAUACUAAUUUAGAUGUUGAACAUCAUUCAGAUGAUUCUGGUAUAUCGGCAUCAUCAAGUCCAAUACCAAGAAAUGUUAAAAAAUAUAUUAGAACAAAUAAUUAUAAUGUAAUAAGUCCAACACCACCACCACAACAAAUGCAAUUAAAUAAACCAAUUAUAAAAUCUUCAAACAACAAUAAUAACAAUAAUGGUAGCAUUAAUAAUAUCAAUAAUAUUGGAACAACAAUAAUACAACAAAAUGGUGGUAAUAUUACACAAAGACCAAGUUUAAUACAUUUUACACCAAUAAGACGUGUUACAACUGGACCAGCACAUAAAGGUUUAAUGCAACGUUUUAUUGCAACACGUGGAAAAAUUUCAAUUAAUGGUACUAGUAAUGGAUUAAAUGGUAUUCAUACAACAAAUGGUGUUAAUGGUAUUAAAGAUGGUCCAAUAUCACCAAUUGAUCAAUUUAAUCAAACACAUCGUCAUUCAGUAUUUUUACAACAAGUAAAUAAUCCAACAACACCACCAAUAAUUGAACGUGAUCCAGAAGGUAAACCAUUACGUCCAGGUUAUAUACCAGUUGAAGAGAAAAUUCAAAAAGAAUUAAAAGAUUUAAAAAAUAGAGAAUCAGAAUUAAAAAGAAUUCGUAAAUUAAAAUCAAGACAAUCGCAACCGGAUCUAUUAGAAUCCAUUGAAAAUGAAUUUGCUGAAUCAGAUGAAGAUUCUGAUGUUGAACAUUGUUAUCCACCGGGUAAAUUAAGGGCUGUUAAAUCAAUUAGUGAAUUAUGUGAUUCGAUGAAUUCGAGUAGCCUUUCACCAAGCCGAACAACACCAAGUCCAAAUUUUGAACGAAGUCGUCAUCAAAGUGAAAAUCUUCGUCCAGCUGUAUCAUUAGCUCAAUUAUGUGAAUUAAAUAAUGAUGAAGAAGCACCAUCUUCGCACGAACUUAUCGCCAAAUGGGAAAGUCUUAUACAACAAAAUUCUUAAAUUUUUUUUUUUUGUUUUUAUAUAAAAAUAAAUUAUAAAAUCAAUAGCGCAGCGAAAAAAAAAUUUUUGUACUUCAAAAUAUUGCAAUAGUACUGUAUUAAUACUGUAAAAUUGGAACAUAAUUACAAUUUUGUAUAUUUGCAUUAUUGCACAUUUUUGAAGUCAAGAAUUAUUAUAUAUUAAGAAAAUUAUUAUACAAUUAUAAAUUGUAUAUAUUUAAAAUGUAUUUUUUAAAUUAAACUAUGAAAAAUUGUAUUUUUAUGUUAAACAAAAUGUAAAAUCUAAUUUAUUUAAAUGAUUGAAAAAUGAAUUCAAGAAGAUUUAUGAAAAUAUUUCAACAUUAUAGUUCAGUUCAGAUCAGUUAUGUCAGCUCAUAUUUGAAUUAAAGUAUAAAAAUUGAACUGAACUUGUGUUAAUCAAUUUUUAAUAAUUUUAAUUUAUAUUGUAAUUUUUAAUACUUUUAUAUUAUUUAUAUAUAUACAAAAUUAAUUAGAAAAUUAUUAAAUUAAAUUUAUAAUGUCUACCAUACUAUA